Messenger RNA from Archocentrus centrarchus (flier cichlid), 3049 nucleotides. Its product is annotated as desmoglein-4-like. Bases 106 to 2223 code for a protein of 705 amino acids. Gene Ontology annotation, cellular component: desmosome; plasma membrane. Lineage: Eukaryota; Metazoa; Chordata; Actinopteri; Cichliformes; Cichlidae. Gene Ontology annotation, molecular function: calcium ion binding. Gene Ontology annotation, biological process: homophilic cell-cell adhesion. The record is from RefSeq and is a predicted model, not a curated record. The transcript is spliced from 12 exons.
CUCUUCAUUUAGCAGUGUCCUCAUUUCUAACAGCGCAGUCAUCCAUGCAGGAAGGUGCGCUGCUGGGACUCUAUCGGUUCACCUGAUUUGGACUUCCCUCCAGUCAUGAUUCGAGUUUCUGCAGCAGUGUUUGUGCUGCUGCUGUUUGUGCUGCUGGCUGUGCUGAAGGCCGACCCUGGAGACAGAUUGUUACGAAAACCAAGAAGGACCUAUAUACGUAGGAUUCUGAAGGAAAAUAAAGAUUACACUGAUCGAGAGUAUAUUGGCAGAGUUUACUUGUUUUAUGAAAAUGUUGUCGUCUCCCUGAAAGGCGUCGGGGCGGACCAGUAUCCCUUCAAUGUGUUUGUGAUCGACCCUCAUACUGGAUACAUCCGUGUGACCCAAGUUCUUGACAGGGAAUUCAUUAGUUUAUACAGUUUCACGAUUGUUAUUAGGUACACUAAUGGUACCAUUCUAGAAGAAUGGGAAGGAUUCAAUUUCUGGAUUGGCGAUGAGAAUGACAACGCUCCAGUGUUUGGGGAUAUUCAGCCUGGUGAAGUGGAUGAGCUCAGUCCUGAAGGUACUUUUGUUAUGAAAGUCACAGCAACUGAUGCUGAUGAACCAGGGAAUUACAAUUCUAAGAUUGCCUACACCAUCAUAGAUCAGAAUCCACCCGAUGACCGGUUCUACAUUAACAGAGAAGAUGGCUCCAUCUAUGCUAAGAAGCCUCUUCUGGAGAGAGAGAAAUGUGAUCAGUAUAUUCUGACUGUAAGAGGCCAAGACCUAGAUGGUAGACCAGGUGGAAACAGUGGAACUGCCAAUGUCACCAUAAACAUCCGUGAUGUGAACAACCACCUUCCCACUCUGGACAAAGAGCUGUAUGAGGGAAGCAUUGAGGAGAACUCGAAGGGUGUGGAGGUGAUGAGGCUCCAAGCAGAGGACCUGGAUCUGAAGGGCACAGAUAACUGGGAAGCUGUGUUUGAUAUUGUCAGAGGCAAUGAGGCCGGAUAUUUCAGCAUUACAACAGACCCCAGCACCAACGAGGGCAUCUUAAUGCUCGACAAGCCUGUGGAUUACGAGGAUGUGAAGAACCUUGAAUUGGGGUUAGCUGUAAGGAACAAGGCCCCACCAUUUAAUGGAUCUGAGACAUCUGGACGUGUUGGAGGCAGAGUAAAUGAAACUGCUGCAGGACCUUUUCCUGGAGCAUCAUCGUGGCAAUGGGGGGAAAAAAGCAAAAUCUAUCCAGUCAAAAUCAGUGUGAAGAACCAGCCUGAGGGGCCACAUUUUUACCCCAAAGUCAAAGCUAUUCCCAUCCCAGAUGAAGGCACCUCCUUCAACAUUACAGAGGUUAUAGCUCGCUACCCUGCAAUAGAUGAAGACACUGGACAACUGGCUGCAAAUGUCAGGUAUGCCAUAGGCUCAGACCCUGGCAGCUGGCUGACUAUUGACCCAGAGACAGCUGAGAUCAAACUCAACAAGAUACCUGACAGGGACUCUCUACACCUGGUCAAUGGGAUAUAUAUUGCUGAAGUACUCUGCAUUACAGAAGACACACCUCCUAAAACAGCCACUGGCACCAUAGCCAUUGAGGUGGAAGAUUUUAAUGACCACUGCCCCAUCCUGACCAGUGACAUCUACACUAUUUGCACCAUAAAGGAUGCUGUCAUUGUGAAUGCUGAUGAUGAGGAUUCAUAUCCUAACGGACCUCCUUUUAAGUUUGAGAUCACCCCAGAAGGCACUGAAGGAAAAUGGCGCAUGGAGCAUCUCAAUGACACUGCAGCUAUCUUGCGGGCUCAGGAGUACAUGUGGCCUGCUAUCUAUGAGGUGGAAAUAAUGGUAAAAGAUCAGCAGGGAAAGGCCUGUCCAGAACAACAAAAAAUCCCGGUCCGAGUUUGUACCUGUGAGGACGGAGUCAGGUGUGGAAAACGAGGUGGCAACAAUCAGCCAGUUAAAGGAGUGCACUUAGGACCUGCAGGCACCGGGAUAAUAGUACAGGCUGUGCUGCUGCUGUUGCUUUGUGUUCCUCUGGUGCUGCUCUCCUGCCAAUGUAAAUGUGCUUCGAGGGACGUGCCCCCUGCAAAUAAUGUGAGGUUUAAAAAGCGUUUAGCAAAGAACGUAGAAUACAACAACCUUCAUGCGUCUAGAGAAGGUCUGAGUCCUGGGAGCAAUCUGCUGAGAAGUGGCAAAGGCUCAAAAGAUGUCCAACAGAAACAACUGUAUGUAGGAGACAUUGUUACUGUAUGAGGAUGUGCGCUCCUCUGCUGGCUCUGUGGGCUGAGUCAGACAAUGACCUCCAAUUGGAUUAAAGUUGAAGAUUCUUGCAGAGGUGUGCAGAGCCAAUGAGUGAGCACAUAAAUUACAAUAAAAUAGAUAAAUCCCUUCCAACAGCAAAUGAUACCUCCUGUCAUAGUCCCUAGUUGUGGUCCUUGAGUCCUGUUUUUAAUUCUUCUAUAAUGUGUUGAAGUAUUUUAAGCUUUGGUUGUUCUUUGUGGUAUUUUUGUAUUAUUAUUUUUAUUGUUUCAUUAUUCUCACUCUAGUGGUUUCUAGUGAUAACUUUUCUUUUUUGUGAUACGAGUAGUGUUGCUCCCUGUAUGUCUUGUCCUGAUUGCUUGCACCUGUGUCUGGCUCGUUGUGUUUACCUUUUCAGUACUGUAAAGUUUUCAGUAACUUGUGUUACCUUCUUGAUGUUUACUUUUGGGACUUAUUAUCAGGAGUUAAAGUUUGCUUUUCCAUUUCAUUCCCUGCUUUUUACAUCCUGCAUUUUGGGUCCCUGAAAACUUCUAAGUUCUUCUAAGAGAGCCCUAAUGCCUAGAGACUUUUGCUCUGAGCACUCAACAAAAGUCUUAGGGAUGGUGCAUUAUUGUCAUGGAAGAAACCAUUUCCUUCAGGAUAGAAAUCAUUCAUCACAGGGUAAAGGCAAUCAUUCAAAUCAAUUCACUGAUUUGCAGUCGCCCUUUAAAUAAGUUUACUUUGAACAUUUUAAAGAAUAAAGAGUAAUUGAAAGAUAUAAUCAUUCAACUGUACAAAUACCCAGUAUAUUAGUGUUCUGUGUAUUUAUAUGGAUGUGUGU